Molecule: messenger RNA, 3528 nt
Organism: Paralichthys olivaceus (Japanese flounder)
Lineage: Eukaryota; Metazoa; Chordata; Actinopteri; Pleuronectiformes; Paralichthyidae
Source: RefSeq, a predicted model, not a curated record
GUGAGCCACACCAACAGGGCUCAAGGAAUAACACAGACUCCAUGUCAGCUGUUCAGGUUAAGGGGUUUUCACAUUAGUGAGACGUUUGAUGUGCGAGGGCAGAGAGCAGGAUAUUUUGGUGCAAAUUGCGGAAGUGAUUUUAGAAUCAUAAGUUGGGUGGAGAUGUGUGUUGAGUUGAAGUGAGAAAAAGUGGGUGUUUUCUGUUAAAGAGGAAGUUCAGGGACAAAAAUGGAGGAGCACCGUUCUGUCAACUUUAUGAGACUCUUAUCAGAUGAGAGCACUCACUCAACGCUGUCGCUGGACUCCUGUGAGUACUACCAGACAGAGAUAUUUGAUCAGCUGCCCAGCAUCCAGGCUUGCCGACCUGGGUCGAGCAUACAGGAUAUUUUGGAAGCCUCCGAGGCUCAGGGUAGCACAGAGCCGGGGGAGAAGCCCAGCAAUGGCCCCCCGUCCAAAGGAUCCAGAGACAAGGAGUCAAUGCACCCGCUUCGGAACCUGCCUAUGUGUAUUAAGGCAAAGAGAGGAGCCAGGGUCAGGAGGAAGAUGCAAAUCAGCAACAUUGGUUUUUGGGAGUCCUGGAGGCGGAGCCAGAGCAUCAACAGGAAGAGGGUGUGGGCGCAGAUGGGAGGAGCUCUGACUGGCCUGUUGCCAUGGCAGCAAACUCUUAGCUUCAUUGAAGGCAGGUUUGGAGUCGGCGUGAAGGCCUACUUUGUUUUCCUCAGAUACUUGAUUUACUUGAACGUGCUUCAUUGUGCUCUUAUCUCGGGUUUUAUUCUGGGGCCUUCAUCGUUUUAUGGCAGGGGCAACAGCAGUGAACCUUUGAAGUUCGGCGGCAAUGAUUCCGUUUUAGAUUUCUUCCAGGGAUCGGGCUUUGUGGAUCGUUCUCCUGUCUUCUUUGGUUUUUAUACUCGUGGGUCCCUGAAUUUCCCUUGCUUGAACACGCCCCUGCUUUACUUUGCUGGGAUCCUCACCAUCCUCUUUCUCAGUCUCAUCAUGGUGGUCCGCAGAACAGCAGUUGGCUUCAAGCACAGGUGGAUGCUCGGGAGGCGCUACACUAUGAAUGUUAGCUAUAAGGUCUUCUGUGGCUGGGACUUCACCAUCCUGGACCCUGCUGCAGCGACUCUCAAACACAGCUUCAUCAAGAACGAUCUCAAGCUCUUCCUGGAGGAGCAGAGUUUCUCACUGCGAGAGGCUCAGAGGACUUUUAGUCAAAGGAUACGUCUCUACCUGCUCAGGUUCUUCUUGAACAUGGUCAUUCUGUCUCUGCUGGGUGGAGCCUUCUACCUCAUCUUCUUUGCUACAGAGAUGUCACUGAAAGAUAGUGGGUACCACUGGUUGGUCAGUCUGUUCCUCCAGUAUCUUCCUCCCAUCACCAUCACCUUUGUCAACCUGCUGCUUCCCAUCUUCUUCCAUAAGAUCUCCCCUUUUGAAGAUUACUCUAUCACCACACAGGUGAACACCACGCUUGUGAGGAGCAUCUUCUUGAGGCUGGCCUCACUGGGGAUCUACUUAUUUUUCCUCUUCAACCCUGCAAAAGGGCCUAAACAACCACCGUGCUGGGAGAACCACUUUGGCAGAGAGAUGUACAAGCUGUCUAUUUUCAAUUUCCUCGCCACCUUCUGCAACACCUUCCUGUUUGACUACCCCAGGAAGCUGGUGCAGGAGAAGUACCCCACAUCCUUGCUGGCCCGGUUGUCGGAUAAACAACUAUUCUUGAUCCCUGUCAAUGUGCUGGAUCUGGUGUACAGUCAGACUGUGUCCUGGGUGGGCAUCUACUACUGCCCUCUGCUGCCUCUGAUAGGAACUGUCACACUGGUGGCCAUGUUCUACAUCAAAAAGGUCUGGAACAGAACAGUUACUCUACACAUGAGCUCUCUGGCAAGUUUGUUCAUCAAGAUAAGUAUGCCAGGGGUCUAUAGCCAAACUAUUUCCACUACUUCAUAUCUUUCUUUCGGUGGAUCAAUGAAUCCUCACCCAGUCCUGACUGGCCCUCACAUGGCCUACCUCGGCUCGAGGGUAGCUUUCUGGUGUAUUGCACACAACUCCUCUCCACCAGUCACCUAUCAGCUGAUAAGAAACAGUAGUAUCCCAAUCGCCACAGGCACGGAUCUCCAAGGUGACCAACCUGCAUCAUUCUUCCUGAAGGUCACUGCAACAUCAGAGGGGUUGUACCACUGCAAUGCAACAGCUGAAGGAAGCACAGGAGUCAGCAACAUCCUCACGCUGAGUGUUGUCAUUCCAGCAUCAAAUACCAGAGUGACCUCUGAACCUUCCCCCCCAGUCGCAUACGAGGGAUCACGCAUCGUCCUGAAAUGCACCGUCACAAGAGGCUCCCACCUGUCCUACACCUGGUUUUUCAACAGGAAGGAGAUAACAUCUUUAACCUCUCCUCUUUUCCACCUCACUGGUAACGAGCUGGUGAUGGAGCAGGCGACUCCAGAGCAUGCUGGGCACUACUCCUGCGUGGCCUCAUCCAUGGUUCAGGACAUCAGGAGGUUUUCCAGCAGCACUGAGGUCAAGGUGACAGUCAAAGCUUAUGUAUCAAAGCCAAAGAUCUCCUUCUCCAUCAUCAGCAAGGGAGACGGUUACCAAGGCAACAUCACCUGCUGGUCAACAAGAGGGAGCCAUCCGGUCAACUUCUCUGUCUCAGUAAAUGACGAAGAGGUCAGAUCCCUCACAGUAAACGAAUCCCUCACUGUCUGGUUCCUGGUCCACGUGGUACUAGGGCAGGACAUGGGCGUGGCGCGAUGCUGGGUGAAAACGGAGGCGCAGGAGCUGAUGAGUGAACCUGUGACUCUGGAAGUGGUCCCAGUUGGAGGUGAGGUGAAAGCAGAGGUGGAAUAUCUCUACAGAGCCGACUCCAAGCGUGCCGCCGCCGCCAAGCUGAGGUGCAUGUUCAGCAGAGGAACCUUCCCUCACAUCUCCUGGCUCUUGAACGACUCUGUCCUUCCCUCCGAAACACAUGAGGACCUCCAGUCUUGGGCUAACCUCCCUCAUGUUGCCCUCGCCAAUCGCAGUCAGACACUUGUCCUCACUAAGCUCGCCUCAGAGGAGUCUGGGAAUUACCGCUGCAGGGUCAGGGACAGCUAUAAUGACUCCGGGCCCUGGGUGGAGAGUGGAGAUGUGCUGGUCCAAGUCACAGACAGGAUCCUGAACUCCAUGCCUCGAGCAACAUCUUCCACUGAAACACCACCAAAGGUUUUCAUGACCACUACAGAGAACAUCGCCAUAGCCUUCUGCUGCUUCCUUUUUCUCAUGUUGACAGCUGGCGUGGCCUGUGUUUACAGGAUGUUUGACCACAACCAAGCUCAAGCCCACAUUGCUGUGACAAAUUCUGAUGCACUUCCUCUGUCUGUGCCCUCGUCCCAGUCCUGUGCAAACUGUGAUGUCCUGAGUCAGACCAUAGAGAUCACAGUAUGACACAGCAUGAAGUUCCUGCUCCUCUCAACUCAUCACAUUCAUCACUUUGUCCAAAUAUUUCAUUUUGAUAUUGUAGCUUUUUUGUUCUCUACUGCAUUUGAUACUUUU